AUGCGGGCGCCGCUUGCGGCGGCCUGCGCACCUUCACAGCAGCGGCGAUUGUGGCUGACGUCCUGCGCAGUCUCGGCCCCGAGCCGGCCGGCCGCCAGCGGCAGCGGCGGCGGGGGGGAUGGCGGCAUCGACGCGGGCGCCGCCACCCGCCCCGCGGCGCCGCACCCCACCCCCUCGCAGCACGGCCUGAGAUGGCCGCCGCCGCUCGCAGUGCAUGAGCACGGGGCGCACGCCAGCGGCGGCAACGGCGGCGGCAGCGGCCAAGAAGGCAGCAGCAGCCGCAAGCGGCAGUUUUUGCCCGGCUUGCUGAUGCGGGCGAUCUCUCAGGCAUCGACUCCUGCAUCCCUAGGCAAGCUGCUGCAGUCGCGGGGCGACCAGUUUGACGCGGGGCACGCGGCGGGCUUCAUCGCCGCCUGCGGCAGGGCGCGCGCGCGCCUGGCGGUGGCGACCGCGGAGGCGACGGGGGCGGCGGCCGCAGAGGGCGCGCAUGCAGGACAGGCGGAAGCGGGCCUGCGGCCAGAGGAGCCGCCGGGCGGCCAGGGCUCGCCACAAGCCGCCGGUGCCAGCGCCUCGGCUUCGCAGCGGCGGCGGAGCGAGCGGUGGCGGCGGCGCCAGCAGGCGCUGAGGGACCCCGCCCGCCUUGAAGCCAUGGCGCAGCAGCUGUCGGGCUUGCGGCAGCCCGUCCUGCAGUUGGUGUCGCGCCACGCGGCGAGUAUGAAGCCUAAGGACCUGGCCGCGGCACUCGGCGGACUCGCCGCGCUGGGCUGGGGCGAGCGGCGCGCG
Monoraphidium neglectum is the source of this 783-nucleotide messenger RNA. RefSeq lists its product as hypothetical. Lineage: Eukaryota; Viridiplantae; Chlorophyta; Chlorophyceae; Sphaeropleales; Selenastraceae. The transcript has a single exon. The annotation marks the transcript as partial. The record is from RefSeq and is a predicted model, not a curated record.